UGCCGCAGAAGGCUCCGGGUAAAUACCUUCCCUUCCCUUCCCUUCCCUCCCGGGGCACGGGAGUCGGCGUCAGAACGAAUUCCAACAGUAUUAUGGCCGAGUACAGCCACAUGCAGAACCAGCUGGAUUUACAAAAUGGUAGCUCAGAAGAAGGUUUUGUGGUGAAUUCCCUUGAAAACAAUCUCCAAGGCAUAAUGGAUAGUUUAAACCAGAAGAAAUACACUUCUAGCCUAAGAUUUAAAACUAAUGGAGACUACUCUGGCUCCUACUUAACUCUUUCACAACCAAUGUCUGUCAAGAGAAGCCCGUCUCCUCUGGGGUCUGGUAUCAGAAAUGCCUCUUUGGCCAAAAUCCAGGGAAGUAAACAGUUCUCUUGUGAUGGCACUGACAAAAACAUUUCCACCAAACCUCCCACUCCUUUUCUAGGUACUACACCCUCCCUUAGUGGAUAUCCCCUUGGGAUCGCAGACUUUGAUCACUGUGCUGGAUGGGAGGAUGAAAGGUCCUUGAAACUUGCUGAUAAACUUCCUUAUUCCAAGUACAGCUCAAAGAAUAAGUCACAUGACAAUGUCUACUUUCUUGGGGGGCAAGAAGGCCGAAAGACAUCAGGCUCCCUUUUGACCAUGUGGAAUGGAAACUCCAUUAAUGAUGUUGGACUUUCACCUCUCCGGAAGUCUGGAGCAACAAGCAUGCCCUCUAGCCCAAAGCAAGCCAGGAAGAUGACCAUUCAGGACAGCAUGACUCUUCAGCCCAAAAUGACAAAAUACAAGGAAAUAACCGCUGAGAAUGUUGGUUUAAGAACCAGGAAAUAUUCAGGAAGCUCCCUAAGUCAAAUGGGGGCAUACAGCCGUUCACUGCCCAGGUUGUACAAAGCCACUGAGAACCAGCCGAUGCCACUCAGCUUGCCCCCAAGAAACUCUCUAGGUAAUUCCAAAAGAAAGAAACUUGGGGAAAAGGAUCUACCUCAAAGCAUAACAGAUGCUGACAACUACCUUAAUUUUUCUUCUUUAAGCUCAGGGGCUUUGCCAUAUAAGAACUUUUCAUCAGACAGCAAUCCAUAUGUUAGUUCUACUCUUAGCAUUCCUGCAAGCCCCCGAGUGGCUAGGAAAAUGCUGUUGACUUCCACCUCAUCCUGUGCAUCGGAUGAUUUUGACAGGAUGAUAUUCUCAGGAACAAGCCCUAAUAAUUCGUUUUCUCCUGGAGAGUUCAAUAGAGUAUUUGCUGGCAGAAGGGACUUUUCUCGUAGCUCCAUGGAGUUUGAUGACUCUGACUUGGAGAGCCUCAGACAGACUUCCAGUACUCCCCAGCCAGUCCUUAGAGAAAGGAAAAGCAGCAUUAGCUCCAUUUCAGGAAGAGAAGAUCUGAUGGAUUAUCACCGGAGGCAAAGAGAAGAAAGGCUGAGGGAGCAGGAGAUGGAGCGAUUGGAGAGACAGCGCCUGGAAACGAUCCUCAGCCUUUGUGCAGAAUAUACUAAGCCUGACAGUAGCUCAAUUGCUAUGACCACUGUUGCUGAUGUGCAGAAGAUUAACAAAGAGCUUGAGAAAUUGCAGCUUUCCGAUGAGGAGUCUGUGUUUGAUGAAACCAUGUUACCUCCGGAAACAAGAUACAGGUGCCACCGGAAAGCCUCCAUUACUGAUUCAGAGUUGUCAGCGUUCAGUAGCCUCAGUCAGAAUGCUACCAGCUUACCUUCCACAAGGAGUUUCAGAAAUGAUGAACCCUUCAGUGACCACGCCAAGACUCCCCCAUUACCUUCCUCUCUCUUAUUGAAGGCUUCCAGUGAGUCUGCCUAUCUAAGUAUCGUACCAAAGACACCCGAAAGUGGAAAUGAAGAGCAGAGGAGUCAGGAAUUGGCUCAUAUGGAAGAGGCCCGAAUGGUGAUACUAAAUAACCUUGAGGAACUUGAAAAAAAGAUUAAAGACCUCAAUGAUCAGAUGGAUGAAUCUUCCAGAGAGGGAGAUAUGGAAUUUGCCCUUCUGGAUGGUGAACAGAAAGCAGAAUCAGCCGAACUUAUGAAAGAAAAGGAGAUAUUGGACCAUCUAAAUAGGAAGAUAGCAGAGCUUGAAAAGACCAUUAUUGGGAAAAGAUCAAAGGAUGCUGACCUGUUGGAUGUAGAAAGCAAACACUUCGAAGAUCUAGAAUUUCAGCAGCUGGAGCAUGAGAGCCGGUUAGAUGAAGAGAAAGAGAAGCUGACCCAACAACUCUUACGUGAAGUAGCUGAAUAUCAAAGGAGCAUCGUCACUAGAAAGGAGAAAAUUUCUGCAUUAAAGAAGCAAGCCAGUCAUAUUGUCCAGCAAGCUCAAAGAGAACAAGAUCAUUUUGUGAAAGAGAAAAAUAACUUAAUAUCAAUGCUACAAAGAGAAAAGGAGAAUCUUUGCAAUCUGGAAAAGAAAUAUUCUAUCCUUUCUGGAGGAAAGGGGUUUCCAGUCAAUCCCAAUAGUCUAAAAGAGGGCUUUAUCAGUGUAAAUGAAAUUAAUGAGCUAGGUGGCAAUUCCACGAAUCUAUCCCCUUCUACUCAGCUUUCCACUGACGCUGAUGCUGAUGCUGAUCCCACUGAGCCUUCCACAGCUGUGCUGCUGAGCCAGCCACAAAAUCAAGAGCACUUCAGAAAUAUGGAAGAGAGAAAGAAACAACACAAAGAAGGCCUCUAUCUAAGUGAUACCUUGCCUCGGAAAAAAACUACACCUUCAGUAUCUCCACAUUUCAGCAAUGCUACUAUGGGAAGAAGCAUCACCCCCAAGGGUCAUCUGCCCCUAGGACAGAGCAACAGCUGUGGCAGCGUCCUCCCUCACUCCCUGGCAACGAUGUCCAAAGAUUCAGAAUCGAGGAGGAUGCACAAAGGGUAUAAUCACCAACAGAUGAAUGAAGGACAAAGGCAGAAAUCUUCUGAUUUUUACAACCGAACUGCAUCUGAAUCAAAUGUCUAUUUGAAUAGUUUCCAAUACCCAGAUCAUAGUUACAAAGAUCAUGCCUUUGAUACUUUGAGCAUGGAUAGCUCUGACAGCAUGGAAACCAGCCUUUCUGCUUGCUCUCCUGACAAUAUCUCCAGUGCCAGCACAUCAAAUAUUGCCAGAAUAGAAGAAAUGGAGAGGCUGUUGAAACAGGCUCAUGCUGAAAAGACACGUUUGCUUGAAUCUAGGGAACGUGAAAUGGAGGCCAAAAAACGAGCUCUAGAAGAAGAAAAACGGCGUCGAGAACUACUAGAGAAAAGAUUGCAAGAAGAAACUAGCCAACGACAAAAACUAAUUGAAAAAGAAGUAAAAAUAAGAGAGAAGCAAAGAGCACAGGCUCGACCCUUGACUCGCUAUCUGCCUGUUAGGAAGGAAGACUUUGAUCUACGGAGCCAUGUAGAGACUGCUGGCCACAAUAUAGAAACCUGUUACCACGUGUCCAUCACAGAAAAGACCUGUCGGGGCUUUCUUAUCAAGAUGGGUGGAAAAAUUAAAACCUGGAAAAAACGGUGGUUUGUUUUUGACCGAAACAAAAGAACAUUCUCCUAUUAUGCAGAUAAACAUGAAGCUAAAUUAAAAGGAGUGAUAUAUUUUCAAGCCAUUGAAGAAGUCUAUUAUGAUCACCUCAAGAAUGCAUAUAAGAGUCCUAAUCCAUUACUCACCUUUAGUGUCAAGACACAUGAUAGGAUCUAUUAUAUGGUGGCUCCAUCCCCAGAAGCCAUGAGGAUCUGGAUGGAUGUUAUUGUUACUGGAGCAGAAGGUUAUACCCAUUUCAUGUUGUAAUGAAUGGAUGCAGCAGUUCGCAAGAGGGCAGAUUGCAAUAACCUUAUACCAGAAAUAAGCCAUAUUCAAUCCCAUUUGGAAAAACUCCAAGCAAGAAGGAUAACAUUCACACACAUUACUUUACAAAAACAUGUUUGGAACUCCCUUACAUAUUAACAAGAGUUUGUUCUUUUCUUUUGGGGUUUUUUUAUUUUCACUUUUAGAAGACAAUGUGAUGCCAAUUCAUAGUUUGAUCAUUAACAAUGGCAAAAGGACUGAAGUUGCUGCAAGAAGGAAAACAUUUUGUUUUGGGAAUGACUGCAGCACCAGCAGCAUUUAUAAGGCAAUUUUCUUAAAAACUUUUUAUAUGAGUUGUCUUAGUGAAAAACCAAGCCAUUUGCAAGUGUUUGUUUGUACUCAGAAAUAUGAAAUUAUUUUAAUAACUGAACCAAAAGAUAUGAUUACAUAUAUUUUUAAUUUAUAGCAUUUGAUAUAUUAGUAACCAACUGGCUCUUUUUUUUUAAGUCCUUUCCUAUUGUGUAUUUCAUAAAUUAAUACUACAGAAAGGGAGAAAAGGGUGGGAAACAAAAAGAAUUUAAAUGAAUAUCUAAAUCCUCUGUAGCUGAGUAUUGCACCAAAGCCAAAGACUUGAUAUUGAUAGACCUUCUACUUCCAAGCAAUUCCAAGUGAUGAGCGAUAUUUUGAUUCUUUGUACAAGACAAAAAGAACCUCAAACCUUUUAAUAAUAUUAAAAUGCCAUAGGAUGUGUUACAAGCCAGUUUCAGAAUGCUACCUUUAGCCAUAGACCCAGGCUGCAACUGCACUGGGUCUUUUGGGGGUCAAAUGGGCCACAGCUAAAGGCUAUACUAACCCCAAUUAGUUACAUUUCUAUGAAUCCCAAAACUAUUUCUGGGACCCAUUAGAAUCAGUUCCUGCCCUAUAUCUUACAUGAAGAGGGUAUUCAUUGGAAUUAUUUUUUUUUUAUCUGAAGACAUUUUCCAAUCCCUGUGCAGAGAUCACUGGUAAUAACAACCACUCACAUAGCACUUUACAGUUUACGGGGAGCUUUCCUCAUACUAAUCCCAUGAAGUCAUUAGUAAAAGUAUUAUCAUCCCCAUUUUAUGGAUGAAGGCUGAAGCUGAGAGGUUGUCACUUUACUUAGGGUCACAUGCCUAGGGAGCAGCAUAGCCAGAAACUGAUUCUAGGUCUCCUGACUCCAAACCCAGGACUUUAUAUCCACUGUUUAUAGCUGCCCCCCAUUCAGGCCAGCCAAAGCAAUUUUUUUUUCCUUUUCCUUGCAUGCUUCUACUUUAUUCUGGAUCCUGCCUUUCACUUGUAGCCUUCCUUAAACAUGCAUAAAGUCAGUUUGUUGAGUUUUUAAUCACAAACCAGACUACGAUUAAAAUCGAAAAUGAUUGUUAGUGAGAGGCAAGGGGUCUGUUUAUAAGAGGCAAAUGCAGUCCAACUCAUAAUGUAUUUGAGGAGGUAAAUCCUUCUUUUACAUUAGUCACUGCAUUUUUUUAUAGUGUUAAAGUCCAUUUUUGUUGAAUAAAACUUUGACUUCAGGCAAGUCAUUUAUAAUACUUUUCCAAAUGUUGUCCGUCCUGAUGGCCUGGGUGUAUUUGUGCAUUUGUGUGUAUGUCUAUUCCUUCUGUUAUAUAGUGGAAAUGUGGUAAAUGAGUAGCACUAGAAAAUGAUGAAUUUACCUACAAGUACAAUACGGAAUUACUAGAAUUAAAGUUUUUCUUCCCAAAAUUUGUCUGGAAUCAAUGGAUUUAAGUUUAUAUUUGAAGUCUCUGUAUGCCUGACUGCCAUUAGAAUGACUUUGCAGCUGGAUGAUACAUGAUUUUACUUGAACAAUGAAGGACAGAAAUGUUAUUGCAAAGGUUUUUAUGUUGUUGCUGUUAAUCUUUUUUAAGAAAAUCACAACUAAAAAUUAUAUGAUUUAAGACAGUAAAAUGCAAUGUCCUAAAUUACAUUGAUUCAUAUAAAUGUAUCACUUGUCUAUGUAUACUUUGCCUUCUCAAUGAAGUUAUAUAGGUUUUCUAAUCAACUUUUCUAUCUUGCAUGAUUAAGUAAAUCCAUUUAUAUUUGUUUUUAAAUAAGCUGUUUGGAGAUUAAAAAUGUUGGCCUGACUUCACAUUUUAAAACUAA
Molecule: messenger RNA, 5864 nt
Organism: Phascolarctos cinereus (koala)
Lineage: Eukaryota; Metazoa; Chordata; Mammalia; Diprotodontia; Phascolarctidae
Gene: PHLDB2
Product: pleckstrin homology like domain family B member 2
Biological process (GO): regulation of microtubule cytoskeleton organization
Cellular component (GO): basal cortex
Source: RefSeq, a predicted model, not a curated record